GAUAGAUACCUGCCCUCCUUCAUCUCCAACUCAACUAUCCCCCCAGUCAACCAACCAGAGCACGAUCCCCGUGCACAUCACCAUCCACCAUGAGCAAAUACGUCCGCCAACAAAAAUCCCUCCCCAAACACCCCAAAACCCCCUCCUCCGCCGACUCCCCCUUCGCACCCACCCCCAUCCCCGUGGCCCCCCGCCAACGCCCCGGCUGGUCCGGCCCCGGCUACACCAAGAAGGGCGGGAAACACAUUCCGCGGCCUCCGCCGGCACCGAAGCCCGUCGUGAUACCCCCAGGAGACGAGCACCAAGCGCUCGGGCAGCCGGAUCAGCAGCUCCUGCUUGAUGCGGUCAGGAAGGCGUUUCCGCGGUGCGAGGACUAUGAGGCGCUGAAGGUAGUGCUGGCGGGUGUGGAGGAGAAGGUGAGGGAGGGGGAUUGGAACGCGGCGUUUGGGAGUGCGGAGGCGAGAGAGGCGUGGGUUGUUAAAUGGGGGGCGGAGAGGGCGGUUUGGUUUGCGAAUUUGUUGGUGAGGGUUGUGGAGACGCUUGAUGAUGACCCUUUAUUUGCGAUGCUACGGGGUAGGACGGAGGAUGAGGAGGAGGACGAUGAGGAGGAAGAGAAGGAGGAGGAAAAGAAGGAGGAAAAGAAGGAGGAAAGGGAGGAGGAAAAGAAGGAGGAAAAGGAGGAGGAAAAGAAGGAGGAGAAUGACGACGACGAAGAUGAGGAGGAAAAGAAGGAGGAGAAUGAUGACGACGAAGACGAGGAGGAAGUGCUGCGAGUUGUCAGUUUUGGCGGCGGCCCAGCAGAGGUCCUGGCACUGGGCGCAGUAAUCCGACAUCUCCGCCCCGACGCAUACGGCAAAUCGAAAGCAGACCUCGAAUCCUCAGACUCCGACUCCAAUGCAGGCCAAAUCAUUGAUCUCAACCUAACUAACACCGUGAACUGGACGCCCGAGAUCUCCACCUCCCACGAAGCGCUCUUAUCCCCUCCUACGCUCUCAAAAUACGCCUCCGCAUCCGCGAUCGCUAACAGCUCGCCAUUCUUGGCGAAAUCGGCGUUGGAGCUGGAGAUGAAGAAGUUUAGCGCUUUAGAGGCGAGCCAGGAGGAGGUGGAAGACCUCGUGGGCGAGGAGGCCGCGCUGAUUACGCUGUUCUACACCGUCGCUGAUCUGGCUGCGACGAGCGUGGCGAAGACGGUGGCGCUGCUGCUGAAGCUGACGAUUGCGGCGCCGAAGGGGAGUCUGGUGGUUGUGUUUGAUCAUGCGGAGGAGGAGGGGAAGAAGGGGUAUCCGCUGAGAUAUUUGUUGGAUAUGGCGUUUUUGGGGAAGAAGCCGUUGGGAGAGGAUGAGGAGGAGGGGGUCAGGCCGGCGUGGAAGAUGUUGUUGGCGGAUGAGGAGAGGGUGGUUAAGGCGUGUGAUGGGGUGAGGUAUGCGUUGGCGUUGGAGACGGCGAAGGCACAGGUUUAUGUGUUUAGGCGGCUGUAGGAUAUCUGGGGGAUAUGAGAGAAGAAGUGAUAUAUGCAGUUACUGGGUGCUUGAGAAAGGAAAGU
This is a messenger RNA of Pseudogymnoascus destructans, 1543 nucleotides long. RefSeq lists its product as uncharacterized. Lineage: Eukaryota; Fungi; Ascomycota; Leotiomycetes; Thelebolales; Thelebolaceae. The coding region runs from base 90 to 1478 and encodes 462 amino acids. The transcript has a single exon. The record is from RefSeq and is a predicted model, not a curated record.